AUGGGGGCUUGCGGGGAUUUUCACACUGUAUUGAUCAGAUUGGAUGGACGGGCAGUGGCUUUUGGUGACGACAGAUAUGGUCAGUGUCAGGUGCCGAAUUUGCCCAAGGGUCUGCGCUACAUCUCGGCUGCAGCAGGUUGUCGUCACACUGUUCUUCUCCGCAGCGACGGGAGAGCGAUCGCUUUUGGAGCGAAUGAACAUGGACAGUGUGAUGUCCCGCCGCUGAGCGCGCAGCUACGCUACACUCGAGCUGCUGCUGGCAGCUGGCACACAGUCUUGUUGCGCAGCGAUGGCGAAGCUGUGGCCAUUGGCCGGCCUCAUGAGGGACAGUGCAAAGUCCCUGAACUGUCAGCGCUGACGGUCAGGGAGCAGCCUGUGGUCAGCAAAGUCGACACCAAGGACGUUGCCGUUCAGAUUGGCGAAGCCCGAAAGACUCGAUUGGGCCCUGCUGAGAGGAAACUGCAACCCACUUCGAGGGCGGCCUCCAAACACCUGCGGUACGUCGCUGUGGCUGCCGGGGCAUUUCACACCGUCUUGCUGCGAAGUGAUGGGGUGGCAGUUGCCUCGGGGUCUUACAAGUCCCUAGGGUUGGUUCCUCCACCUCCGUCUGGAGUGAAGUACGUUGAUGUGGCGGCCAAUCUGGAGCACACAUUAUUGCUUCGCAGCGAUGGGCAUGUGACUGCAUGUGGGCCGGAUGACGGAAGUGAGCGGCAACACAUCCCAACGCCCCAAGCUGGGCUGGACUACGUGGCCAUCGCCGCGGGAGCCCAUCACAGCGUUUUGUUGCGAAGCGACGGGACAAUGGUGGCUUGCGGACACAACAGUGAUGGUCGCUGUACGGUUCCUCCGCUCCCAGACAGGACUUGCUACACCUUCGUUGCAGCCGGCUUGCGACAUACCGUGGCUUGGAGGAGUGAUGGUGUUGCUGUGGCCUUUGGAAGCAGUUCGCUUCCGGCAGGGAACCCGCGAGUUCAAUCUGGCCCCUGUGACAUACCUCAUGCAGCACACGCGGCGCAUGCAAUGGAGGGCUCGGGUAUUGACUCGUGGUCACAGGCAGGGACCACUGGGGCCACUACAAAACUUACGAGCACAAACAGACCCCGCUCCUGUGCCAUUGCUCCGGAUGUGGACUUUAAAGCGACCCACUGUGAAUCACCGUUUGUCUUGGAGAGCGAAAUCAGCUCCCAUCGUUGA
Molecule: messenger RNA, 1194 nt
Organism: Symbiodinium natans
Lineage: Eukaryota; Dinophyceae; Suessiales; Symbiodiniaceae
Source: the annotation of a GenBank genome assembly